AUGACGACCACGUCGCCCCUCCCGGCCGCCAAAAGCUGCCUCUCCUGCGGCACCGCCGACGCCAAGAACCGCUGCGGCGGCUGCCGGCGCGUCUACUUCUGCGGCCGCGACUGCCAGCGCCAGAGCUGGCCCAGCCACCGCCCCGAGUGUCUGCAGUCGCAGGCGCAAGCAACAGCGCGCAGCAUACCGGCCCCGCCGACGCGCGAUCCCUCCAAUAGCAUACAGUGCGUUGGUAUACCCGGCGCUGCUGCUGCGCCCGUGGCCGUGUCGCCGCCCAAGAGCGUGCGCCUCGCCACGGAGCCCGUGCAGGUGGUGGAGAUCCCCGCGGAGCCCGCAGCAGCAGCCGACGAUGCUCAGGAGCUUGAGCAGCAGCAGCACAAGCCGCAGAAGAAGAGCAAGAAGCACAAGAAGAAGCGCAAAGCGCGCAGCAACAGCAUGCACGUGGCCUCCACGAGCGCACCGCUGGCGCAGACGCAGCAGCGCAAGAACCGCUCCGCGUCUCUAGGCGCCAAGAAGCACAUCAUGUGGGGCGACGUUUCGGCCAGAGAGUUCGCGCGCUUCCCCGGCGGAGGCAGCGCGGUGCCCUACGACGGCACGUGGGCGCUGGGACUGGGCAAGAAGGUGGCCGACGUUCAGCUCGGCAGCGUGCUGGAGGUGGAGCAGCUCAAGGAGCAAGAACUGCAGGCCAGAGCCAAGAAACUGUCCAAGGCCAAGCGACGAGAUGUCCGCGUGGGCGAGACGCGCCAGUUCGACUACCGCCGAGGCGUGGACAACCCGCUCUUCUCGAGACUGAGCGAGGACGAACGCAAGCAGGUCUUUACGCUGGAGAAACAGGCCCAGGAGGAGGACGCCAUUGAGAUCCAGAUGUCCACGUCUCCGGAGGUGAAGAAGUCAUGGCGGAAGUACUCGACUGGGUCGCCGGCGUCCAGUAUCGAGGCUGCGGAGGAGAUGGCGGACGCAGCGCUGACCACGCCCGACUUCGGCUGCGUGUCUAUUGAGCAGCUCGAUGAGUUUGCCAAGAUCCGCGACUCGCGCGACGGUGCCUGCGGCUGCUCGUGUGGAGACCUGGUCAAGAAGGUGGCCAAGAUGAACGUCAAGAAGCUGCGCGCCUUCCUGCAGGAGCGCAACGUGCCGCUUCCCGGAACGGGGAAGACAGAGUUGAUGGCGGCCGCCAAGAAGGUGGCGCGCGAGCAGAAGAACUGCCAGAGCGCCGACUCGGACUGCGAGUGCGUGCGCAACGGAGUCCCAUGUCACUCGGACGUUUGCGAAGGCUGCGCUGGCGACUGCUACAACCCCUUCCAGCGCUACGAGUACAAGAGCUCGGAGGUGAAGCAGUACCGCAAGCAGCAACUGGCUAAAUGGGCGCAGCUGCAGGGCGAGCUCCAGCAGUCCAACGAAGCAGCCGCGCCAAUCCGCGUUGCGUAA
This is a messenger RNA of Phytophthora sojae, 1425 nucleotides long. RefSeq lists its product as hypothetical. The coding region runs from base 1 to 1425 and encodes 474 amino acids. The record is from RefSeq and is a predicted model, not a curated record. Lineage: Eukaryota; Oomycota; Peronosporomycetes; Peronosporales; Peronosporaceae. The transcript has a single exon.